Molecule: messenger RNA, 1182 nt
Organism: Miscanthus lutarioriparius
Lineage: Eukaryota; Viridiplantae; Streptophyta; Magnoliopsida; Poales; Poaceae
Source: the annotation of a GenBank genome assembly
AUGCCGUACUGCGUGGUGACCGCGGCGGCCGUCGCCGCCGGCGAACAGGGGGAGGUGCGUAUCUUCUACCAGCGGUACGGCCACGGUGCCACCAAGGUCCUCCUCAUCAUCGGGUUCGCGGGGACGUACGAGUCGUGGGCCCCGCAGGUGAAGGGCCUGACGGGCGCCAUGGAGCCCGUCGACGAGGAGGCUCCGGCCGACGACGACGACGGCUCCGGCGUCGAGGUCUGCUGCUUCGACAACCGCGGCAUGGGGCGAAGCUCCGUCCCGGCGCAAAAGUCGCAGUACACGACCGUGAUCAUGGCCAAGGACGCGCUAGCGCUCAUGGAUCACCUGGGAUGGCGAAGAGCGCAUGUCUUCGGCCACUCCAUGGGUUCCAUGAUAGCUUCGAAACUGGCCGCAAUGGCGCCGGACCGGGUCGCGUCGCUGGCGUUGCUCAACACCACCGGAGGAGGCUACCAGUGCAUCCCAAAGAUUGAUUGGCACACGAUAUCUCUUGCAUGUCGUUUUCUAAGAGCAAGAACGCCGGAGCAAAGAGCCAUUCUCGAUCUUGAAGUCCACUAUACGAGGGAAUACCUUGAGGAAGUUAUUGGAACAAGUACCAGAAGACAAAUGCUUUAUCAGGAAUAUGUUAAAGGUCUGUCAUCCGGUGGCAUGCAAUCCAGAUAUGGAUUUGAGGGGCAAAUGAAUGCUUGCUGGACACAUAAGCUCUCUCCGACAGAAUUAGACAGGAUUCGCUUCGCAGGUUUCCUUGUUCUAAUUAUUCAUGGCAGGGAUGAUGUGGUUGCUCAGUUGUACCAUGCAAGGAGGCUCGCAGAAAAGCUCCAGCCUGCUGCUAAGUUGGUUGAGCUCCAUGGAGGCCACCUUGUGAGCCAUGAAAGACCAGCUGAGGUUAAUAUGUCCCUCAUGGAGAUGAUAAAGGCAUCAAAAUCAAAUAAAGACCUAGAGGAGUGGUCAAACCUUCCAAAGAAGUCUGAUGGUCUUCUUCUAUCUGGAUCAGCAAGUUGUCUGACCAAAACAGACGAUGACAGAGUGAAUUACCUCGUCUUUACAUACAAUCUACUCGGGAAGCUCCAACUUAUUUUUCUCUUCAUCUUUGGAGUGUUCUAUGUUAUUCUUGAACACGUGAGGAGAGUUGUAAGAAUUUUGAAGCCUGUCAGGGUGUCUGCUUCCACCUUAUAG